Molecule: messenger RNA, 122 nt
Organism: Racocetra fulgida
Lineage: Eukaryota; Fungi; Glomeromycota; Glomeromycetes; Diversisporales; Gigasporaceae
Source: the annotation of a GenBank genome assembly
AAGAAAUAAUCAAAGCAUUGCCAUCUCAUGCUAAUUCAUUAAUAUUUAUCAAACUUGUGUGUGUUAACAUCUCAGAAUCAUCAUUGAAUUCACUUGCUAAAUGCAAAAAUUUGGAAAAUCUG